AUGCGCGCCCUCGUCGUCACGCUCGAGCACGACGCGUCGACGUCCUUCUCGGGCAACGGCGUCCUCGCCCGCGCCCUCGUGCGCGCGCUCGCGACGCGCGGCGUCGACGUCUUCGUCCUGUGCGCCACCCCGCGCGCGAACGACGAGGCGGACGCGGACGAUGGGACGGAUGGACGAGUGAUUCGAAUACCCGUCCCGAUGGCGCGAUGGCAUCGAUUGGAUCGACGCUCGGCGCACGACGCGUUCGCGCGUGGAUGCGCGGACGCGCGCGUGGUCGAGCGCGUGCGGGCGUUCGCGUGUGACGUCGCGUUUGCGGUGGAUUUCACGUCCGUGAGGGCGGUGGAGGCGAUUGGAUUGCGGGCGGGGACGAGGGUGUGUUUUUGCCCGUUUCGCGUCUUCGCGCGUCUGGACGGAUCGGAAGGCGACGCGCACGCCGUGUACGAGCGCGCGGCGGUGGCGGGGACGUGGAUGACGAUCGCGUUGUCGCGAUCGGACGCGAUGUUUGUGAUGGAACGGUUGGGGGGAAGGGGACGGACGCGAUGGACGCACCCGCCGCUGCGACGGGACGCGGCGCGAGAGGCGAUGAGAGACGACGGGACGCGGCGGGCGCGGCGGUACGUCUCGUGCGUGGUGCGACCGAGUGAGGAGAAGAAACCGCAUCGAUUCGUGGCGAUGUGUGAGGAGCUCGCGAGGCGAGGGGUGUUUGACGCGAAAGAUGGAGGUGCGCCGCUCGCGCCGCUCAUGUGCAUAAACGCCGAGGUGAAGAGUGACUACGCGAGAGAUUUGCGGAGGCGAUUCGAGGCGUGCUCGCCGAACGCGCGCGUGGUGGAUGAAUUUCUCGGAACGCGGGCUCUGGGAGACGUGUUCGAGGAGACCUUGCUCAACGUCCAUCCGCCGUCGUACGAUUCGUUCGGGAUGACGAUUAUCGAGGCGGCGGCGUUCGGCGCGCCGACAGUCAUGCACAACGGGGGAGAUGUCGGGGCGAGAGAUUUACUCAGCGCUGAUUCCGACGUAUCGUGCUUCGAUAUGAACAUGGAGGCGUCCGCGAGCGAGCAGGCGGACGUGAUAGAGACGAUUAUUAAUGAUCCCGAAAGGAUUCAUAAAGUCGCGCAGAACGCGCGGUUACGCGCGCUGAAAUGGGACGAGGACGCGUUCGGCGAGGCUAUUCUAGACAUCAUUAGAGAAAAUUAG
This is a messenger RNA of Ostreococcus tauri, 1191 nucleotides long. RefSeq names its product Glycosyl transferase, family 1. The transcript has a single exon. Lineage: Eukaryota; Viridiplantae; Chlorophyta; Mamiellophyceae; Mamiellales; Bathycoccaceae. The coding region runs from base 1 to 1191 and encodes 396 amino acids. Gene Ontology annotation, molecular function: glycosyltransferase activity. The record is from RefSeq and is a predicted model, not a curated record.